AUGUUUGGAGGCCCACCCCCACCGCCAUCCGCCGAGGAGAAGGCUCGCGCUAGCGCUGCCGCCAACAGGACGCUCAACUCGUUCAUCAUUGGUGCCGUCACCCUCUACGUCGCCCCCUGGCUCCUCGCCCCCGCAUUCGAGCGCUUCUACAAGUAG
Molecule: messenger RNA, 156 nt
Organism: Jaminaea rosea
Lineage: Eukaryota; Fungi; Basidiomycota; Exobasidiomycetes; Microstromatales
Exons: 3
Coding region: 1-156 (51 amino acids)
Source: RefSeq, a predicted model, not a curated record